CUUGCCCAGGGCUUCCACAGGCACCGCCGCUAGUUAUGAUUCAUGCUCCAGCAGCGCUGGGAAGGGGGCCGAGGGAACUGAGGCCGGGGUGGGUGCGGAGGUGGCUCUGCCGGGGAGCGCCGAGCCAGGAUCUGGUCCAGACCCUAAGCUCGGCAGGACCCGUGCGCACCCAGGCAGCGUCGCGUCCUCCCCCAGGCUGCCAGAGGCUGCUCUGCCAUCAGGCCAUGGACCCCGAGCCGCCCGAGCUGCGCGCUCGCGUGUGCGCGCCCCCGCCUGCGCCCAAGCCUGCGCCGGGGGAGGCGAAGGAGGCUCCCGUCUUAGAAAGAGCAGCUUCUGGAACUCACCGCCCAGGCCGGCCGCCUCUCGGCCCCGUCCCGCAGGCUGCAGGCGGCCCUGGAGGGGGCGCCCUCGCCGAGCGCGCGACCCGCGCCGCCGCCUCGGACUCCUCCCCCGCGCCGCACGGGCAGGUUCGCCCAGGCGGCCGCGGGCUCCGGCUCCCGGCCGGCUCCCCAGGGCCCGCGGCCCGCCCCGCCCCGCGCGCCCGCCCCGCUGCGCAACUCGACCCAAGUUGGAAGCCGAGCCAGGGCGGCCGCACUCGCGCCUAGCGCAGGGCGGCGGCGGCGCAGCUCCGGCGAGCGAGGCGGCGGCCGCACGGCCGAGCGUGGACCGCGGGGGGGUGCCCGCGCCGAGUAGCAGCCGGAGGACUCGCGGCGGCGCCGGCGCCCCGCCCGGGAAAGUAAAGUUGGAGCUGGAGGGAGCGCGCGGACGCGGGGGCCCGGAGGAGCGGCGGCCCGCGCCCCGGUGCGCCAAGCCCUAGCCGGCCGGAUGGGAGGCGGAGCGCCUGGGCCGCCGCCGCCGCCUGUCGCCUGCGCCCCGGCCGGGCUCCGGGGCCGCGGGGCCGCUCGGGCACGCCCGCUCGGGCGCCGCGUCGCCGUGGGCUCGCCGCCGGGGCACUCCCCGUGAGCCGGGCCGAGGGCGGGGCCGCGCGAGGACCCCGGGACCUGCCCCCCUCCCCCCGCCGCCGCCGCCGCGUCGCCGCUCGCUCCGGGCGCCUCCCGCUCAGCACUUACGCGCUCGGCAGCUGCGGGGAGCCCGGCAGCCACGCUCUCCGGCGCGCCGCCCGCGGAGCCACCACGGCCGGGGGCCGGCUGCGGAGCGCCGCGGUCCCCGGCGGGCGCGCCCGAGCAGCAGGCGGCGAUGCCGGCGCGGACCCAGGCUGGGGGGCGCCCGAGCUGCCGCGGCUGCGCCCCGGCUCCAGGAGGGACCGCGUAGCUCGCGGGAGGACCAUGGCGUCCCCGGCGCUGGCGGCGGCGCUGGCGGUGGCGGCGGCGGCGGGCCCCAACGCUAGCGACGCGGGCGCCAACGCCUCGGGGGCUCCCUGGGGGCCGCCGCGCGGCCAGUACUCGGCGGGCGCGGUGGCGGGGCUGGCGGCCGUGGUGGGCUUCCUCAUCGUCUUCACCGUGGUCGGCAACGUGCUGGUGGUGAUCGCCGUGCUGACCAGCCGGGCGCUGCGCGCGCCACAGAACCUGUUCCUGGUGUCGCUGGCCUCGGCCGACAUCCUGGUGGCCACGCUGGUCAUGCCCUUCUCGCUGGCCAACGAGCUCAUGGCCUACUGGUACUUCGGGCAGGUGUGGUGCGGCGUGUACCUGGCGCUCGACGUGCUAUUCUGCACCUCGUCGAUCGUGCACCUGUGCGCCAUCAGCCUGGACCGCUACUGGUCGGUGACUCAGGCCGUCGAGUACAACCUGAAGCGCACGCCGCGCCGCGUUAAGGCCACCAUCGUGGCCGUGUGGCUCAUCUCGGCCGUCAUCUCUUUCCCGCCGCUGGUCUCGCUCUACCGCCAGCCCGACGGCGCCGCCUACCCGCAGUGUGGCCUCAACGACGAGACCUGGUACAUCCUGUCCUCCUGCAUCGGCUCCUUCUUCGCGCCCUGCCUCAUCAUGGGCCUGGUCUACGCGCGCAUCUAUCGCGUGGCCAAGCUGCGCACGCGCACGCUCAGCGAGAAGCGCGCGCCCGCGGGCCCCGACGGGGCGUCCCCGACCACCGAGAACGGGCUGGGCGCGGCGGCUGCGGGCGCGGGCGAGAACGGGCACUGCGCGCCCCCGCGGGCCGACGUGGAGCCGGAGGAGAGCAGCGCGGCGGCCGAGAGGCGGCGGCGCCGGGGCGCGCUGCGGCGGGGCGGGCGGCGGCGCGCUGGCGCCGAGGCGGGCGCGGGCGGCAGCGCUGACGGGCAGGCGGCGGGGCCGGGAGCGGCGGCGGAGCCGGGGGCGCUGACCGCCUCCAGGUCCCCGGGCCCCGGCGGCCGCCUGUCGCGCGCCAGCUCGCGCUCCGUCGAGUUCUUCCUGUCGCGCCGGCGCCGGGCGCGCAGCAGCGUGUGCCGCCGCAAGGUGGCCCAGGCGCGCGAGAAGCGCUUCACCUUCGUGCUGGCCGUGGUCAUGGGCGUGUUCGUGCUCUGCUGGUUCCCCUUCUUCUUCAGCUACAGCCUGUACGGCAUCUGCCGCGAGGCCUGCCAGGUGCCCGACCCGCUCUUCAAGUUCUUCUUCUGGAUCGGCUACUGCAACAGCUCGCUCAACCCGGUCAUCUACACGGUCUUCAACCAGGACUUCCGGCGGUCCUUCAAGCACAUCCUCUUCCGACGGAGGAGAAGGGGCUUCAGGCAGUGACUCGGUCUUGCCCGCCUGGCCCGGGGAUCCUGGACAGCUAGCGCCACGCUCGGGGCUGGGCGGAAGGGACGGGACAGCCGGGCGGGGGAGCAUUCCCAUUGCGCCCGGGAUGGAUAGGCCUCCAGGGCGCAGGGGAGGGUGCGCCAGGGCAGGAGCUAGGCUCCGGGGAGCGGGGAGGAGAGAGGGGGAGACCCCUUUGCCUUCCCGCCUCAGCGUGGAGCUGCUUCUGGGGCUCCCUCCGCAGCUCCAACUCCGGGGAGCCUGCGGAGGUGUGGCUGUGAGGUCAGGGUUUUAGAGAGCAGUGGCAGAGGCAGCCCCCUAAAUGGACGAGAAAGGAGCCCCCCAAACACACCACCACUCCCUAUCCCCGUCUGACCAAGGGCUGACUUCUCCAGGACCUAGUCGGGGGGUGGCUGCGGGGGCAAGGAGAAAGCACCGACAAUCUUUGAUGACUGAAAGUAUUUAAAUGUUUGCCAAAAACAACAGCCAAAACAACCAAACUAUUUUCUAAAUAAACCUUUGUAAUCUAA
Molecule: messenger RNA, 3193 nt
Organism: Callithrix jacchus (white-tufted-ear marmoset)
Lineage: Eukaryota; Metazoa; Chordata; Mammalia; Primates; Cebidae
Gene: ADRA2C
Product: adrenoceptor alpha 2C
Biological process (GO): regulation of smooth muscle contraction; regulation of vasoconstriction; G protein-coupled receptor signaling pathway
Cellular component (GO): plasma membrane
Molecular function (GO): epinephrine binding; alpha2-adrenergic receptor activity
Source: RefSeq, a predicted model, not a curated record